CUUCCUGAGGCAGCUGUACGUGAUCUGAUAGUUGCUAGCAUUGCAUUGAAGUAUACACAGUCAAACUCAGUUUGUUAUGCUAGAGAUGGUCAAGUUAUUGGUAUGGGUGCUGGACAACAGUCACGUAUCCAUUGUACUAGACUAGCUGGUGAUAAAACUAAUAACUGGUGGUUACAUCAACAUCCCAAAGUACUUGGAAUGCAUUUUAAGAAAGGAGUAAAGAGAGCUGAGAAGUCUAAUGCAAUUGACAAUUAUGUAAAUGGAACAGUUGGACAGGACAUGGAGACAUCUGCAUGGGAGAGUAUGCUAGAGAAACCACCUGAACAGUUAACACAG
Saccoglossus kowalevskii is the source of this 336-nucleotide messenger RNA. Its product is annotated as bifunctional purine biosynthesis protein ATIC-like. Gene Ontology annotation, molecular function: IMP cyclohydrolase activity; phosphoribosylaminoimidazolecarboxamide formyltransferase activity. The record is from RefSeq and is a predicted model, not a curated record. NCBI's taxonomy places the organism in Eukaryota, Metazoa, Hemichordata, Enteropneusta, Harrimaniidae. Gene Ontology annotation, biological process: 'de novo' IMP biosynthetic process. Gene Ontology annotation, cellular component: cytosol.